UCUCCGAAAUCAAAUCAAAAUCACAUCUUUAUUAAUCCAAAAUGAUUAAGUUGGUAGUGUUGUUUGUGUUGAUAGCCAGCUUGGCUGAGGUACAGCCACUUUCACCUAGCUGCGCUAAAGUUAUGCUAGAAUACGGGCCCAAAAUCUUAAAACUUGAAAAGAACAUAACCCAAACAUCCAUUAAUGAAGUAAAACAGAUCAAUGAUGCGAAGUAUUUAGUUGGCUCAAUCGCCGAUGAAGCGCAAGUAUCAGUCAAUACCCAACUGAAGAACUUGAAGAAGACGGUACAAGAAUCGAUUAAAAAAGCCUUAAAACAAAAAAAGAAUAUAUCUAAGUGUUUAACUAAAGAAACUAUUGCGAUUCACAAAGUGGAUACAAGAGGUAUAGACAAAUGCAGAUUAGACUUGCAAGCUGCCUUGUUGAUAACAAACGUUGUCAAAGAUUUGUCCAAAGAAAAAUCUGCUCUGUCUGUCAACACCAAGCUGUGCGCAAUUAAAAAUCCCUGGAUUGCUUCAAAUUUAAGAGCUUGUCUCGACCAAGAGCUGAAAAAUACCGAAAAUAAAGUCAACGAGUUACAGAAUAAUUUGGAUGGCAAAUUGGAGCAGGCGCAGAAGGAUUCGAUCGCAUGCAUUGGAGUCAAGUUGGGCAAUCUUGAUAUUUCGAUUGAAGCCGUUGGAAUUGAAUUCGAAAGUUGCGUCAAUGAUAUUUUGAAUUAAUUUACUCAUUCAUUAAAUAAACUAAUAAAUAUUAACAUUUUCACAAAUAUAUAUUUUUAAAAGUGUAGUUGUUUUAGAAAUGAAAUUGUUCGGAACCUCAAUAAAAUAAAUUAAAUAGAAUAGACAAACAAUAAUAUGAA
This is a messenger RNA of Aethina tumida (small hive beetle), 856 nucleotides long. RefSeq lists its product as uncharacterized. The record is from RefSeq and is a predicted model, not a curated record. Lineage: Eukaryota; Metazoa; Arthropoda; Insecta; Coleoptera; Nitidulidae. The transcript has 2 exons. The coding region runs from base 42 to 716 and encodes 224 amino acids.